UAUAUUACCGCAGAAGAGGAAAGGCUUGUGGUUGUAUGGGUUCGGGUGUGGACCAAAUGACCCUGUGAGGACACAGGACCGAGGUCCAGUGUCUCCAGAGCCCAUUCCUUCUGUGCCUCUCCUGCCUGCAGCUGAUAAACCUCUUAUCUGGCCUAGGCAGGGGAGCCCAGGGCCAGGAUAGGAGGAGAGGGCAGAGCUGCUAUCAGCCGCCAGGCCUGGGCCAUAUCUUGGAGAGGGGGAGGGGUUGUCUGCUUGACUCUUUCCACAACAUGCUCUUGGGGAUCCCCAAGCAUAUAUUGUCAUCAUCUUGGAAAGAAAAGGGUGAGAACCUAACACUGAGGACAGAGGAGGAAAGGAGGGCACCCCUGAUGCUGCCCUAGAAAAUGGAAAAGAAAACAUAGCAAAACAGAAAAGCAGAAGACCUGACUCUGCCCCUAGCCAGGAAAACAGUUUUAGGGGCUAAAAAGGAGGGGAAAGAGUGGGCAUUUUUCCUGGAAAAAAGGUAAAGACCUCCUGUGCUGCCAAAGGAAUUGAUUGUGGCCGUAGUCAGCGAAGUGGAGAUCACACCCCAUUUUAAGGGAUUGGUUGAUGAGUCCAGCAUGAGUGAGGGUGGGGAGGAAGAGGUCUCUCCUUCCAGGGAGAGGGAUCCCUUCCAAGGAGGUAGCGCAAACUUGCUGACCCUAGCAGGUGUUGCUCUAGCACCUCUUUUCUUUGACACAGGAUUCUAGAGCCAUCUGGGCUUUGGGGGAACCUGGACCACACUCUGGCCCAGUAGGAUGUCCCCGUGUCCUCCCCAGCAGAGCAGGAACAGAGUGAUACAGCUGUGUACUUCAGAACUAGGAGAGAUGGAACUGACUUGGCAGGAGAUCAUGUCCAUCACCGAGCUGCAGGGUCUAAAUGCUCCAAGUGAGCCAUCGUUUGAGCCCCAAGCCCCAGCCCCAUACCUUGGACCUCCACCACCCACAGCUUACUGCCCCUGCUCAAUCCACCCAGACGCUGGCUUCCCACUUCCUCCACCACCUUAUGAACUCCCAGCAUCCACAUCCCAUGUCCCAGAUCCCCCAUACUCCUAUGGCAACAUGGCUAUACCAGUCUCCAAGCCACUGACCCUCUCAGGCCUGCUCAGUGAGCCGCUCCCAGACCCCUUAGCCCUCCUGGACAUUGGGCUGCCAGCGGGACCACCUAAGCCCCAAGAAGACCCAGAAUCCGACUCAGGAUUAUCCCUCAACUAUAGCGAUGCUGAAUCCCUUGAGCUGGAGGGGACAGAGGCUGGUCGGCGGCGCAGCGAAUAUGUAGAGAUGUACCCAGUGGAGUACCCCUACUCACUCAUGCCCAACUCCUUGGCCCACUCCAACUAUACCUUGCCAGCUGCUGAGACCCCCUCGGCCUUAGAGCCCUCCUCAGGCCCUGUGCGGGCUAAGCCCACUGCACGGGGGGAGGCAGGGAGUCGGGAUGAACGUCGGGCCUUGGCCAUGAAGAUUCCUUUUCCUACAGACAAGAUUGUCAACUUGCCGGUAGAUGACUUUAAUGAGCUAUUGGCGAGGUACCCGCUGACAGAGAGCCAGCUGGCGCUAGUCCGGGACAUCCGACGACGGGGCAAAAACAAGGUGGCAGCCCAGAACUGCCGCAAGAGGAAGCUGGAAACCAUAGUGCAGCUGGAGCGGGAGCUGGAGCGGCUGAGCAAUGAGCGGGAGCGGCUUCUCAGGGCCCGCGGGGAGGCCGACCGGACCCUGGAGGUCAUGCGCCAACAGCUGACAGAGCUAUAUCGUGACAUUUUCCAGCACCUUCGGGAUGAAUCAGGCAACAGCUACUCUCCUGAAGAGUAUGCGCUGCAACAGGCUGCCGAUGGGACCAUCUUCCUGGUGCCCCGGGGGACCAAGAUGGAGGCCACAGACUGAGCUGGCGCAGAGGGGUGGAACUGGUGAUGGGGUUUUCUUCAUUCCCUUCUGAUAAAGGUACUCCCCAACCCUGAGAGCCAGAAAGAGCUGAGUUCUCUAGACCAGACGAGGAUGACAAUGGGAAUGGGUGUUUAGAAGUUCCAAGGUGUGUUCAAAGAGGCUUGCCUUGAGGGAGGGCUGGAAUCUGUCUUCCCUGACUCAGCUUCUCAGGUCUUCAGCCUCCACCUCUUGUCCAAGCUUUGGUCUAUAAAGUGCGAUACAGAAAUAGC
Callithrix jacchus (white-tufted-ear marmoset) is the source of this 2167-nucleotide messenger RNA. NCBI's taxonomy places the organism in Eukaryota, Metazoa, Chordata, Mammalia, Primates, Cebidae. The record is from RefSeq and is a predicted model, not a curated record.